UGUGCGCAGAUUAGUGUGCGCAUAGGUCCUAGCACCGUAACAGCGCCUAUGGAGACCUAUCAAACGCUACCUGUAUGACGAAAAAUUACAUGUUCCCGUGAUGUGAAAUUAGAAUGAAUUGAAAACAUGAACAGGAAAGCGAGACAACUAGUCUUACCGGACACGUUUACUUGCAUCAGAUACAUCAAAUUCUUACAAAUCUCUCUAGAAACGAACUGAAUAACUUUAAUCAGGGCCGUAAAUGCCUAGUGGUUGUGAUGGCACGGAAAGGGAGUGCAGAAAAAACAGUCCCUCGUCACACUCGCAUUGAUGACGAGUCAUGGAUCUGGGAGAGCUACGACCCAGGUAUACAGAUUGGAGAGGGAACGUUCGGCAAAGUGUUCAAAGUAAAGCACAAGUCAUCUGGGGAAUAUUGGGCUAUGAAAGUAGUCAACAGGGAAAAGGCGGGUCAUUCAGCUGUUACGUUGUUAGAAAGAGAAGUAACCAUUCUGAAGAAAGUCUCGCACGAAAACAUCAUCAGUCUCAAUGAAGUAUUUGAAACAGGAAAAAAAAUGUAUCUGGUGAUGGAGCUAUGUGAGGGCGGAGAGUUGGCCGACGCCCUUAAGGAAAAGAAAAAAUAUACUGAGGCCGACACCAAGGUUAUAGUGAAAAAGAUGGCUAGUGCAAUCAAGUACCUACAUAAAAAUGAUAUAGUACAUCGAGAUUUGAAGCUGGAAAAUAUUUUACUGAGUCAGAAUCCAGACGACCCAGAUGACAAACUACAUAUAAAGGUAACAGACUUUGGACUGUCAGUAGAAAAAGGAGGUGUCGGACAGGACAACAUGAUGCAGGAUUUCUGUGGAACUCCAAUAUACAUGUCUCCAGAAAUAAUAGAUAAUAAAACCUACAGCCAGCAGUGUGAUAUAUGGGCCAUGGGUGUUAUAGUGUAUAUAUUAUUGUGUGGCUCCCCACCAUUCCGAUCUAAAGACGAGGACACGCUAUAUGAUAUGAUUAAGCGAGGGGAGAUUGAUUUCUCAGGCGAAGUAUGGCAGGGCAUUAGUGAGGAAGCCCAGGACUGUAUAAGGGGUAUGCUGAAAGUAGACCCAGCUCACAGAAAAACAGCCAGUGAGGUGCUAUAUCAUCCCUGGAUAACUGGAAACGUGAGUGAGGGUAACCACCACAAUGUCCUGGAGAUGAUGAAGAUGUGGAAGGAUGAACUGAAGGUACAGGAGGGACAAAACAGUGCAAUAAACGGUGACGGAACCCCCGAUACGGCAGACGAAACAGACGGAGAUAGAACCAGUCCAGUCAUCCCAGAAUCCGCACCACAGAGCAGUUCAAAUAAGGCCAACGGCAAGACAACACAGGAUGUGCAGUCUAGGAAAGGAUCUGGUGGAACAAAGAAGUGUGGAGGGGGCAGUAAGCCUGUAUCCAACUCAAGUCGACCGAACAGUCAAUCCUUGAACCCAAGCAAACCUUUACUCACCCCGGGGUCACGGAAUUCUGUGGGGUCGGGAGCCAAGUCCCCCUCUCUUCAAAAAACCUCGAACACACCCACCACAAAAGGUGUUGCCAAUAGCGGCAGGACAGGGGCUGGACAAGCAGCUCCCAGGGGGAGAGGGACCAGAAAAUAGUCUGGUUCAUCUAGAUCAUCAGGCAUUGCGAUUCAUAUCCUUCAUGGACGGUUAAAACACACACGAAGACUAGGAUACAAUUUAAUGUGUUUUUACGGCUUACCGAAAGUUUGUCGGUCGCCCAUGUUUCAUGUAGAGCAUUUGGAGGUUGUAUGAAUGAAAUGAAUGGCUGUGUUUUGAUUAUUUUUUUGUUAAAGGACACUGGAUGUGAAGUUAGAACAAAACCAAUUGACUGGCCAACUUUAUAGACAUGUGCUAGGAUCCAUGUAUUUUUUUCUUUUCUCAUUUUAUGCUUGCACAAGCUGAAGUUUGUGUUUCAUUGUCUUGAUGUCCAGUUCAACUCCUUUCAUUUGUUUUAUUCAUUCCAUGGAAAUAUAUGUUAUUGUGACAGAGUAUUAUUUACAAAUUGUUUCUGAAGUGCCGUUGUUAAGCAUCAUUCCAAGAUUCAAAAUGUAAAAAAAUAAAUAAAAAUGUAGCUAGAUUUGCAUUUUUUUGCAUUUAAUAUAUUUGUUUAGAACAAUAUUCUCUUUUAUGAACAAAACAUAAUUGGUGGUUUUUGAAGAAGAAGAUUCUCUUCUGUAAAAUCUUUUGAUUUAGAGAACAUAUCAACAAACCAAAAAAUAUGCAAGAUCCACUUUGGGAACUGUUUUCCUUUUGAUGAUUUGCCUGCUGAUCUUGUGCCAAACUAAACUGUUUCUGCGUAUUCAGUUCUACUUUAUUUAAUCCUUAUUUUUUCUAUUAUUAUUAUUAUUAUUGACUGUGCCUUUUGUCAUGUAUUUCUACAAGCUAAUGACCAAUUCGACAAGAGUGACUGCUCAAACAUUUUGGUUGUAUUAUAACUAUUUUUUGUUUAAUUUAAAAAAGUAUGUCCUUAGAUAUUAGAUAGUAAAGUCUAACCUCCUAUCAUGAGGUGUCAUACUUUCUGUGAAGAUUUUUAAAAGCGAUGUUUUCCUAAAAUCUGGAUUAAAAAAAUAGAAAGUAAAAUUUCAAGAAAUUUAUCUAUUACCCUACACUCAAACCAACACCUUAUUAUUCUUCAAUUUUGUUGACAUUACAUUUUGAAAUGAUAAUAUUAUUACUGUAUUUAUAACUCCUUAUAUGAA
Mizuhopecten yessoensis (Yesso scallop) is the source of this 2716-nucleotide messenger RNA. RefSeq names its product serine/threonine-protein kinase 33-like. The coding region runs from base 258 to 1613 and encodes 451 amino acids. The record is from RefSeq and is a predicted model, not a curated record. The transcript is spliced from 12 exons. NCBI's taxonomy places the organism in Eukaryota, Metazoa, Mollusca, Bivalvia, Pectinida, Pectinidae. Gene Ontology annotation, biological process: protein phosphorylation. Gene Ontology annotation, molecular function: ATP binding; protein kinase activity.